Molecule: messenger RNA, 828 nt
Organism: Coprinopsis cinerea okayama7#130
Lineage: Eukaryota; Fungi; Basidiomycota; Agaricomycetes; Agaricales; Psathyrellaceae
Product: enoyl-CoA hydratase/isomerase
Exons: 8
Coding region: 1-828 (275 amino acids)
Biological process (GO): fatty acid beta-oxidation
Cellular component (GO): mitochondrion
Molecular function (GO): enoyl-CoA hydratase activity
Source: RefSeq, a predicted model, not a curated record
AUGCUCAUAUACAGGUCGCCCCUGCUGCGUAGUAUCCCCAGAACUGGUGUCAGGAGAUUCCUUCAUGUCGAUGCCGUCGAGCGUCAGGCUUUCCUAAAGCCAGUCGACACCCACCCAGGGAGCAAGAACGCCAUCUCUGUCCAGCUUCUCCAGGAACUCAGGGAGUGCCUCGAGACGGUCCACGUCCGUGUCCUGGUACUUCAUUCAACCACCCUCGGAUCGUUCUGCGCAGGAGCAGACUUGAUUGAAAGGAGGACCAUGAACCAGAUGCAGGUGAACAAAUUCUUGUCGGACCUUAGAGACGCCCUAGGGAAGCUGGAAUCCCUGCCCAUGCCAACUAUUGCUGCAAUCGACGGUCCUGCUCUUGGUGGUGGACUGGAAAUGAGUUUGGCAUGCGACUUGCGCGUUGCUGGCCACGGCGUCUCCAAGAUUGGACUUCCAGAGACCGGUCUGGGGAUUAUACCAGGCGCCGGCGGAACCCAACGGGUGACCAGGGUCAUCGGACCAUCCAAAGCCAAGGACCUCAUUUUUACAGCGCGUGCCCUGACAGCGACAGAAGCUCUGGAAUGGGGUCUGGUUAACUAUGUCUCCGCACCGGAAAGCACGGGCUACGAUCGGGCAUUGUCACUAGCGGAGAAGAUUGCACAAAACGCACCUCUGGCCCUCCGUGCAGCCAAGCAGGCUAUCUCCCGGUCAGAGGACCUGGCUUUGGAAACCGGGCUCGAUUUUGAGAGGGCAACCUACGAAACCCUUCUCAGCACGCAGGACCGUCUCGAAGCCCUCCAAGCAUUCAAGGAGAAACGCCGCCCUGUAUUCAAGGGAGAGUAG